Messenger RNA from Actinia tenebrosa (Australian red waratah sea anemone), 3029 nucleotides. RefSeq lists its product as uncharacterized. Gene Ontology annotation, cellular component: transcription elongation factor complex. NCBI's taxonomy places the organism in Eukaryota, Metazoa, Cnidaria, Anthozoa, Actiniaria, Actiniidae. Gene Ontology annotation, molecular function: chromatin binding. The record is from RefSeq and is a predicted model, not a curated record. Gene Ontology annotation, biological process: positive regulation of DNA-templated transcription.
UCUAUCUGUCACUAGAGUCAAACAGGCAAGACAAGUUGAAGGGACGUUUGUCUGAAGUUAUUUUUACGGUUUUUUGGUCAGGAAUAUUUUCAAAUGUUUUGCAUUCUCUCAAGUACCUCGAACCAUAAGCAGAAAGCCAUCUGAUGAAGGAGCUAGCUGCGUGGUGCACUCAAGGUUAAAGCUGCAAUGACCGCCAAACAAGACCAUGCUAUUCAGCUUCAAGUAAAGCUUGAGUUUGGUCACAAUGCUUCUUGUAGGAAAAAACCAACUCCUGAAGGUUUCACUCAUGACUGGGCUGUCUUCGUUAGAGGACCCGAUAAUAAGGAUAUCUCUCACUUUGUAGAUAAAGUGGUGUUUCAUUUGCAUGAAAGUUUUCCAAAACCAAAGAGAGUAUUUAAAGAUCCUCCUUACAGAAUAGAAGAGCAUGGAUAUGGGAGCUUCAACCUUCCUAUCGAUGUUUACUUCAAGAACAAAGAAGAACCAAAGAAAGUCAGGAUUAACUAUGAUUUGUUUCUACCUGCUAUGGGUCUGCCAGCUAUCGAUAAUAUCCGCAGUGAAGCUCUUAAAUUUAUCAACCCUCCUGAAGAAUUCAAAAGGAAAGUUCUCAAAUCUGGUGGAGCAAUAGUAGAUUCAACAAACUGUAUCAAUGGGUCUCCUGUUCUGUCUACUAAUACCAAUAUCAAUGGCAACACUAAUGGAAACCAUCAUUUGCUUAAUGGGAAAGAAAUGAGAAAAGAUACAAAAGAAGAAAAACCCAUUACAACAAGUGAAACUGAAAAAAUGAAAAAGGCCAAACCAGAUAAAGUAAUAUCAGGCAAGCCUGCUGCUAAAAUGCAAAAUGUAUCAAACAAGAGACCGAGUAACUCUAGUGAAGAAGAACUGCAUAUUGUAAAAAAGAAAAAGAAAAAACCAGAUGAAAUCAGUACUGUUAAGCCUACUGGUUUUAUUCCUAUUGAGCCACUCCCUGCAGGGCUGGAUGACACAGUCUUGGAUAAUAAGGACGUCAAGCUGAAGAUCAAGUCUUUACCUCCUAAAGUAUCUAAAAAAUCUGAUAAAGCAACUGAUAAACUAAUUGAAAGAAUCAAAGAAAAAAAGAAAGACAAACAUAAUGAUACUUCGGCUGCAGAUAAUUCAAUUUCAAAGAAUUCUACUAAAAGACGGAACAGUUCCAGCAGUAAGACCAAAGGAAAAACUUCAAAAUCUCCUCCAGAUACAAAAUCAAAAGCAGCAAAAUUGGAAGAAAAAAAGCUAGAGAAGAUAACAUUCCGCAGAGAAUCUGGUGACAGCUGGAGCAGCAGUAGAUCUAACUCUCCUGGGUUAUACACUUCUGUAUUAAGUAGUAAGAUUGGUAGUAAGAAUAAUGCUUUAGGUACAUUAAUGGCAGAGCUGUCUGACCAAGAUGAUGAUGAUGAUGAUGAUGACGAUAUAGAUUUAUCAACUCCUUUUCAAGCUGAUUCAUUGAAACAAAAUCCAGACUCUGUUACAGUAGUGAAUAAUAAUGUAUUAACCAAGAAAGACAACUCCAAGCCUGUAAAAGAUAAAAGCAAGACUAAGUCUAAAGAAACUCUAUCUAAAAAGUCAGAUAUAAAAAAUACACAUAGCUUAUCCAGUAAAAAAGACAUCAUGAAAAGCCCAGUGAAGACAAGCAAAACAGAACCUGUGAAAACAGCCCUCAGUAAGAAUAGUCCAAAAGCUAAGUUAAAAGAAAGCAAAAAUGGCCACCAGAUUCCUCAAAUGGACCUUGUUCACCUUCACAAACAGUUGUCAUCCAUUAAAGAUGGUAACUGCUUACAGAAAGUAGCAGAUAUCCUGGAACACUCUGGCUGUUUCAUAAUCACUGAGACAACACUAGACUUUGAUCUGUGCAAGCUUGACUCUGCUACUAUAAAACAGAUACAGCAGUGUAUUGAAAGAUAAAAACAGAGAGCUACAGGCAGAGUAUAAUAUAUUAUAUAUUAUAUUAUACUAUUAUUACAUCUGGCACUUGAUUGAUGGGUGCUAUAACUUGUAUACGAGCAUACUAAGAAUAUCUUUAUCAUGUAAAAAUCUUAGAUUAUGACUAACUUAGAAUGCAUUAAGUUGCACAUUAAUUAUUGACUGUGUCUUCGUGUAUAGAACAUAAUUUCUUAAAGUGUUAGCAUCAAUAUGCUAUGCCAUAAAUUGUUAAUCAUGCGAUUUAUAAUGAUCAUGACAUCAGGGUUGUUCUUUUGUCUUGCAAACAGGAGCUGAUUUCAUUUGUAAAACUUUCCCUAGCUUCUCUCAUCAUUGAACAUUGUUCAACUAGUUUUUGUAACCAGUUUUAUCAAACUAACCAGAUAUUUCUUACGCUUGCUUGCCUUGUAAUGGCAUGGUGUGUUUUUUAAACAGUUGUACAUUUAUAUUCAUGUUGUCAGCUGGUAUUUUGUAUUGUUUUGUUGGUGAGUGGGUGUUUUUGGCAUGUGUGUUGACUAUUGUAUUUAUUCAAUUCUCAUUUUCUAUUGCUCUCUCUAUUUAUUUGAUCCAUUACUAAUCCACACACUCACUACCUCAUAUAACUUAUUCAUCAAAACAGUUACAGUUUUCGACUGGGACAUCGUAGACAUUUUACUUUGACGCUUUACCAAUGUCUGUAUUUUGGCAUGGGUACUUGAGAAUAAGCCAUGUUUAUUACAUUAAGCCCAUCAAUUGAUUAUUCUAUCAAGUACCAUUCUCGCACACCAAGUAUGGACCAAGCUCAAAGGUACAUUACAUAGAGCAUUGCAAUCCAUUAUACAAAAGUUUUAUACUUUUCUAACUCUUAUUGCACAUAACUAAGGCCGGGUAUAUAUAUAUUCUUUUCUAAGCCAAGAUUUGUUACUAUUCUGCUAGUGGUUUCUUGCUAGUUCAAGCCUAAAUAUGCCUAUAACGCUAGUUAUCUAGUCGUAGUAAGAAGGUUUUGUAUUUUUAUAUUACGUGUAAUUAUUAUUAUUAUAUAGUUUAUUGUAUUAUAUCUACUUGCUGUGCUAACUACACUCAAAGCUCAAAAUAAUUUAUUAAAUACAUUGAACAUA